AUGAGUCUUGCGUGGUCUAGUGAUAACAGUAAUAGUGGUGGUGUUGGUGGUGGUGGCGGCGGCCUUGGCGGAGACGGCGGCGGCGACGACGGAAACGACAGCGACGGCGAUGACGGCGGAGACUGCGGAGACGGCGGUGACGGCAACUGCGGUGAUGGCAGCAGCAGCAGCGGCGGCGGCGGUGGUGAUAGCGGCAGUGGUCGUGUUGGAAAUGGUGGUGGGGAUGGUAGUGCUAGUGGUAGCAGCCGUGGUGGUGGUGGUGGUGGUGAUGCAUUUUGGGAACGUGACUUCUGUCAUAGCUCUAAGCUGACUAAUAGCAUGCGAGCAGAAUUUGGUAGACGGAGAUAG
This is a messenger RNA of Octopus bimaculoides (California two-spot octopus), 348 nucleotides long. RefSeq lists its product as uncharacterized. The record is from RefSeq and is a predicted model, not a curated record. Lineage: Eukaryota; Metazoa; Mollusca; Cephalopoda; Octopoda; Octopodidae.